Molecule: messenger RNA, 2113 nt
Organism: Acomys russatus (golden spiny mouse)
Lineage: Eukaryota; Metazoa; Chordata; Mammalia; Rodentia; Muridae
Gene: Znf449
Product: zinc finger protein 449
Exons: 4
Coding region: 129-1688 (519 amino acids)
Biological process (GO): regulation of transcription by RNA polymerase II
Molecular function (GO): RNA polymerase II cis-regulatory region sequence-specific DNA binding; DNA-binding transcription factor activity, RNA polymerase II-specific
Source: RefSeq, a predicted model, not a curated record
UGCUUUUUCUCCUUUUUCAUGUUUUCCUACCUUCAGCUGUAAGUGGCUCCCCCGGAUUAUUACAGAGAGGAAAUCCUGGAAUCUGAGCCAUAGCCUCCAGAUAAAACUGUAAGCUUCUAGAAGAGGUGAUGGCUGUGGCCCUGGGUUGCGCAAUCCAGGCCUCCUUGAAUCAGGGCUGUGUGCUGCAGGAGUAUGACACUGACUGUGAAGUCUUCCGCCAGCGCUUCAGGCAGUUCCAGUACACAGAAGCCGCUGGGCCUCAUGAAGCCUUCAACAAACUCUGGGAGCUUUGCUGUCAGUGGCUGAAGCCAAAGAUGCGUUCUAAGGAGCAGAUCCUGGAACUGCUUGUGCUAGAGCAGUUCCUAACGAUUCUGCCCACAGAAAUAGAGACCUGGGUGAGGGAACACUGCCCAGACAAUAGAGAAAGAGUUGUGUCACUCAUUGAAGACUUACAGAGAGAGCUUGAGAUACCAGAACCACAGAUUGACAUGGAUGACAUGCUCUUGGAAGAACUGGCCCCAGUUGGAACAGUACCCAUGCCAGCAAACUUGCACCUGGAGGCACCUGCACUCCAGGUAAUGGAACCUGUCCAGGAGCCCCCAGUGCCAGAGGCCUGGAUUCCACAAGCAGGGCCACAGGAUCUGAACUUCAGUGCUGAUGGAGAAUGCCAGUCCUUUCUGGACCCUGGUUAUCAGUUACCAAAGCUUGACAUGAACUUCCCAUUGGAUCAUAGAGAAGAACAAUGGGUAAAAGAAUUACAGGAUCCCAAAGAAAUGAAACAAUUACUUGAGGAGUCCAAGAUUGGCUUCGAGAUGGGAAUAGAAAAUGAAGAUGAUACUUCGAAACAGAAAAAAUUGGAAAAUAUGUACCCAUUUGUUGUAACUUUAGAAGGGAAUGCUCUCCAUGGUCCCAUUUUACAGAAAGACUAUGUGCAGCUAGAAAAUCAAUGGGAAUCACCCCCGGAGGAUUUACAGACAGAUUUAACAAAGCUUGUAGAGCCUCCAAACCCCACUCUCGGAGAGACACCUGAGAGCUCCAAUUUGGAAGAACCUCUCAACCCGAAGCCUCCAAAGAAAAAGAGUCCCGGAGAAAAACCUCACCGAUGUCCUCAGUGUGGAAAAUGUUUCGCUCGCAAGUCACAGCUUACCGGGCACCAGAGAAUUCAUUCAGGAGAGGAACCCCACAAAUGUCCUGAAUGUGGAAAAAGGUUCCUGCGUAGCUCUGACCUUUAUCGGCAUCAACGACUUCACACAGGAGAAAGACCCUAUGAAUGUACCGUAUGUAAAAAGCGAUUCACUCGGCGCUCACACCUUAUCGGGCACCAGAGAACCCAUUCUGAAGAAGAAACAUAUAAAUGUCUUGAGUGUGGAAAAAGCUUCUGCCAUGGAUCAAGUCUUAAAAGACAUCUGAAAACGCAUACAGGUGAAAAACCUCACAGAUGUCAUAAUUGUGGAAAAAGCUUUAGUCGACUGACCGCACUUACAUUGCACCAGAGAACACACACAGAGGAGAGACCUUUUAAAUGUAGCUAUUGUGGGAAGAGCUUUAGACAGAGACCCAGCCUUGUAAUUCAUUUAAGAAUCCAUACAGGGGAGAAGCCAUACAAGUGCAGUCAUUGUUCUAAAAGCUUCAGGCAGAGGGCAGGCCUCAUUAUGCACCAGGUCACACACUUUAGAGGACUUCUUUAACACAGUUCACACUAGCUCACAAACAUUGUGGCCUGCACUAGCUGUUUGUCUUAGAAGCCCUUUGUCUGACUGUGUAAGUACAGCUUUGAGUGGUGCUAUUUUUAAAAACCAUCUUUCAACGCAUACGAUUUCUAGAGCGUCCCCCUAUUCUUGCAGUUUCUCUGAAUUUAAUACAUUGUGACUUUUUCUGUUGUUUAAUUGCAAUGGAAGCUUUUGGUAUGAUAGACAUAAGCACAAAGCAUAUAAAUGGUGGCAGUCGUUUAUAGGUAGGACCAAUGUAAUGAUGAGUAAUGGUGCCUGUCACAGUACUACCACACUUGUUCUCCUGUAUAAUUAAUUAUUAAAGGUGGCUAUAUUGAAAGCAACCAUUAGAUAGAUGUGCCCUACGUGGCAAGAAAUGAAGCAGUGAAUUUUGUCACACAUAA